CAUCUCAGGAGUAUAAGUACUUAAAACCCGUGAUCACCGAAGCACGAGCAGUCUUCUGGAACACGAGGCAGAACGAUGAGGACAAUCACGUUAGCGAAGGUAUUUGCAUCGUUCGGGGCGCUGGCCAUUGUCACAGAGUCUAUACAACGGGGCAGUCACGGAGUGGAGGCCUUCGAGAGAGACGCAGCUGGAGGCGGCUCGAGUGCUUUCUUGAGCUUCGGAGGCGGCGGAGGCGGCGGAGGCGGCGGCCCAGGGGAUGGAGGUUGCGCUGACGGAGGACAAUCAGGAGGCGGUGUUUCUGCGUCAGCCUUGGCGACUGCAAGUGUGGGCGUAGAACAGGGAGGAGGAAGAGGAAGAGGUGGAGGAGAAGGGGCAGAAGGGGGAGGCGGUGGAAGAGGAAGAGGUGGAGGUGGAGGUGGAAGAGGAAGAGGCGGGGAAGAUGGAUUAGAACUAGGGGGCGGAAGUUUUGGAGCGGACAGAUCUGGAAGCUCGGUUGUUGGUGUCGGAGUAGGUGUUGGAGGUGGGGAAAGUGGUGGUAGAAGUGAUAGCUCUGGAAGACAAUCAAGUGGAUUUGGAGGUUCAGGAUUUGGUGCUGGAAUAGGCUAUGGGGGAAGAAGAAGUUUGAGUGGUAUUUCUGGAGGACAGUCAGGUGGAGUAGGCGUUAGUGUCGGGGGAGGCAUUGGAAGUGGUGGUGUGAGUGGUAACUCUGGAGGGCAAUCAAGUGAAUUUGGAGGUGGAAGAGAUUGGAGUGGUAUCUAUGGAGGACAGUCAGGUGGAGUAGGCGUUGGUUUCGGGGGAGGCUUUGGAGGUGGUGGAGGUGGUGGAAGUGGUGGUAGCUCUGGAAGACAAUCAAGUGGAUUCGGAGGUUCAGGAUUUGGUGCUGUAAUAGGCUAUGGGGGAAGAAGAAGUUUUAGUGGUAUUUCUGGAGGACAGUCAGGUGGAGUAGGCGUUGGUGUUGGGGGAGGCAUUGGAAGUGGUGGUGUGAGUGGUAACUCUGGAGGGCAAUCAAGUGAAUUUGGAGGUGGAAGAGAUUGGAGUGGUAUCUAUGGAGGACAGUCAGGUGGAGUAGGCGUUGGUUUCGGGGGAGGCUUUGGAGGUGGUGGAGGUGGUGGAAGUGGUGGUAGCUCUGGAAGACAAUCAAGUGGAUUCGGAGGUUCAGGAUUUGGUGCCGAGAUAGGCGUUGGUGGUGGUAGAGACUUGAGUGGUAGCUCUGGAAGGCAUUCUGGUCUUGUAGCGGGUUCAGGAAUUGGUGUUGGGGUCGUCUAUGGAGGUGGUGGAGGUGGUGGAGGUGGUGGAGGUGGUGGAGGUGGUGGAGGUGGUAGUUGGAGUGAUAUCUCUGGAGGACAGUCAGGUGGAGUAGGAGUUGCAUAUAGAGGUGGUGGAAGUGGUGGUAGGAGUGGCAGAUCUGGAAUACAAUCAAGUGGAUAUGGAGGUUCAGGAUUUGGUGAUGGAAUAGGCGUUAGGGGCGGAAGAGAUUGGAGUGGUAGCUCUGGGGGACAGUUUGGUAGAGUAGGUGGUUCAGGAAUGAGUGUCGGGGUCGGCUAUGGACGUGGUGGAGGUGGUAGUUGGAGAGGUAGCUCUGAAGGACUAUCUUAUGGAGUAGGACUAUCAGGAGGUAAUAUCGGGGUAGGCACUGGAGGUGGCAGAGGUUUUGGUUCGGAGGGUAGCCUUGGAGGGCAGUCCGGCGGAUAUGGAAGCCGGGGAAUUGGUGCAAGUUUAGGCGCCUCUGGAGGUGCCAAUUGGGACAGUCUUUCUGCCGCGCCUUCUGCUUCCACUGGUUCAAGUGGUGGCGGUGGAAAAACAUUUCUCGGUGCAAGCGUGGCUGCGUCGGGCGCAGCUAGUACAGGUGCUGGCGGCGAAGGCCAAGAGGGCGCAGGACAGACUGCAACGGUUGGGGUAGUUUCUGCGGGCAGUGUCUCCCAAUCUGCAGCAGCUGGUUCUGAGGGUUCCUCAGAUCCUGAGAACACAGCUGGUGGUUCUUCAAGCAAAAGCUCCAAGCCUGGCGAUCUAAAAAGUUCUGGUCCAGGCGCGAGCGGUGUUUAUAAAAUCCAAGUUUAUAAAAGUGUUUCCAACGUCGUCGACGAAGGAAACGCUAUUUGCAAACAAUCCAAGGGAUCUUCUGAUGAUGGUGGCUCCGAAAAAUCUUCGUCGAAAGAAAACGAUGAUUAAGAAAGGGAAUAUGCAAUUAUUUUUCCUUUUAGUUUAGUAUUGUAUUUAGAUACUUUUCUCUUACAAGUAAGCACAGUGCCUGUGAUAAUAUUUAAUUUGCUUUAAGCAAUCUGAAAACAGCAGAGAGUAAAGUUAUGUAUAUUUGUUGUAAAAUAUUUCUGAAUAAAAAUAUUAUUUGUAAA
Molecule: messenger RNA, 2351 nt
Organism: Bacillus rossius redtenbacheri
Lineage: Eukaryota; Metazoa; Arthropoda; Insecta; Phasmatodea; Bacillidae
Exons: 2
Coding region: 76-2169 (697 amino acids)
Source: RefSeq, a predicted model, not a curated record